This is a messenger RNA of Acaromyces ingoldii, 708 nucleotides long. RefSeq lists its product as hypothetical. The record is from RefSeq and is a predicted model, not a curated record. Lineage: Eukaryota; Fungi; Basidiomycota; Exobasidiomycetes; Exobasidiales; Cryptobasidiaceae. The transcript has a single exon. Bases 263 to 628 code for a protein of 121 amino acids.
UGAGGGCCGUCCGUCGCCGUGCCGCUUAUAGCUAUCGGAUCGAUUCGGAAGAUGUGAUCGCUUUGUUUACUGGCAAGGGCGACCAACAACGAGGGAGAAGCCGGCGUCAAAGUGAAAGUUUUGAUGGCUGAUUUGGGUCGCCGCUGAUAACGAAAUAAGGAGAGGAUUCACGUUUGCUCUUUCACUGCUCCUUAUUUUUCCUUUCCUUUUUUUUUGGCUGUUCUUCGCUCUUUGUGUCUGGUGGACGAAGGGAUACGUGUGAAUGGCUGGGGUUUCCGGUUCGUCUCGUCGCCGUCGUUGUCGUCGUUCCUGCUGGACGUCAAACAGUCUCACUUACACAAGCAGUGCACCUACGUACGGCGGAGGUUACCAGCUAGGGUCAGGUUUCGUUCUCUCAUCUCGCCCUGGCAGGAGCGGCUGCUGCUGCUGCUGCAACUCUAUCGAACUACACUUGCAGCGCAGCAGUACGCGCUUUCAACCAGAGCCCGCGCCUACAUUUGCUCGCUCCAGAGCCGUGAAAAAAAAAAAAAAAAAAGCAAAUUUCAGAAGUCUUUUUCCUUUUGUCCGGUCUCUUUCAAUCUCUUUUUCGACAUUUCAAAUUUUUGUCUUUUUGCCUUUCAUCGUCUGAUUGCGAAGAAUUCUGUGGGCAGGCGGCAACCGCUCCGGCUGCUCCUGUCGCUUUUCUUCUAUCAUGAAAAGUGGCGAGAG